AUGUCGAAAGGAUUAAUUUUCAUUACCGGAGCCACAGGUUUCAUCGGUAGCGCCACAGCAGUGGAAGCCCUCAAGUCAGGGUACCGAUUGCGGAUCUGCGUUCGCAAACCUUCUCAGCAGCUGGAAACUUUGCUUUCAGAAUACACCAACCAGCUUGAGUUUGUCAUCGUUCCAGACCUCACCGAUGAGACGGCCUUCGAUGGUAAAUUGGAUGGAGUGGACUACGUGCUUCACCUUGCAUCUCCGCUCCCUCAUGGAACCAACAAGGAAUCGUACUUCAAUCCAGCUGUGAAGGGAACUACUGCCGUGCUGAAAGCAGCUGAAAAAGUCCCGAGCAUCAAGAAAGUUGUGGUAACUGCUUCGAUUGCUUCUUUGAUCCCAUUAGGUGGUAUUCCAGAGGGUGGUGUGAUUAAAGGUAGUGCAUCCCAUACAUCCCCAGUGGCUUUGCAAUGGCAAAGAGUACUGACCAAGGGUAUAGAGGACAAUGAUUGGGACUUCUCAGUUGACGAGAACGGAUCUUUCGAGGAUCCUCAAAAUCCAGCUGCAACACCAAUGAAACUGUAUUUAGCCUCGAAGCUCCUCUCAAACAACGCAGCCUGGGAAUUUCGGGCAGCUACUAAGCCGCACUUUGCGUUGGUGACCUUGCACCCUGCAUUUGUGUACGGACACAAUCUUGUGCAGACUUCUGCUGAAGGAGUCAAGUAUGGUUCGAACGGGAAUUUGUGGAGUCUCAUCAUGCAAGCCAACCCCAACGCGAGUACUACAGGUGUACAUAUCCAAGAUGUGGCCGAGGCUCAUAUCAAAGCGCUUGAUCCGAAGAUUGUGGAUGGCUCAAAGUAUCUGCUGGCCGGUCCGAAGACGACUGGAUCGGAGAUUGCACGCAUUGUGCACAAAUUAUAUCCCGAUUCUGGUGCAUUGAUCAAUGAGGAUUCCCAGGGGUUUGCGAUGCCAAAUGAUACCACCAAGGCGGAGACUGAGCUUGGGAUGAAAUGGCGCUCCGUCGAGACCAUGGUACGGGAGGUUAUGGAUCAACAGCUCGGAUUUUUGCAAGGAAAUUAG
Molecule: messenger RNA, 1059 nt
Organism: Penicillium soppii
Lineage: Eukaryota; Fungi; Ascomycota; Eurotiomycetes; Eurotiales; Aspergillaceae
Product: NAD-dependent epimerase/dehydratase
Exons: 1
Coding region: 1-1059 (352 amino acids)
Molecular function (GO): oxidoreductase activity, acting on the CH-OH group of donors, NAD or NADP as acceptor
Source: RefSeq, a predicted model, not a curated record